Messenger RNA from Copidosoma floridanum, 2651 nucleotides. RefSeq names its product CLN7/MFS domain-containing 8 (gene Cln7). Gene Ontology annotation, cellular component: lysosomal membrane. The record is from RefSeq and is a predicted model, not a curated record. Lineage: Eukaryota; Metazoa; Arthropoda; Insecta; Hymenoptera; Encyrtidae. Gene Ontology annotation, molecular function: transmembrane transporter activity. Gene Ontology annotation, biological process: transmembrane transport.
AUGAGCUCCAUACACGCGCUUUGCGACUUGACUUUAGCGACGGUGCACGCCAACAUCGCGGCGGCCCGCUCUUAUCUGUCCGCCGCCACCAAGUACAAGGAGAGGACCUCGGCCGUCUCCAUGGUAGCGCUCAUGCAGGUUCUCGGCUUCGUCGUGGGCCCGGCGCUUCAAGCAGCCGUGACUCCUCUGGGCGACGAGACCCGCAUCCUUAUGGGCCUGCCCAUGAACAUGUACACGGCCGCCGGCUGGAUAAACGCGCUCCUGGGAAUACUCAACUUUGUCUUCUUCCUGCCCUGCUGCUUCACCGAGCGCAACAUCGCCGCGAAGGAGGCGAUGCGCGACCAGGGCAAGCAGUCCGAGGAGGAGACUUGGAAGUCCGUAAGGACCGACUACCUGGCCGCCUGGUCCGUCAUAUGCGCCUUCUUCGUCCUCGUCUUUAACUUUGUGCUCCUGGAAACACUCGGUACUUCGCUGACGAUGGAUCAAUUCGCCUGGGGCCGGGAGGACUCGGUGUUCUACAUGGGACUGCUAAUGAGCGUCGGCGCUGUCAUCUCCUGCGUCGUCUUCUCUGGUGUCGGUCCGCUGAGCAAGAGGUUCGACGAGAGGCGGGUGAUGCUGUGGGGAGGCUUCUUUUGCAUGAUAAUCGGGCGCAUCAUCCACAUUCCCUGGGGCACCGAACCACCGCUCAUCGCCGAACUUGGAGCCUACGGCAACGAGACGACGGACCCCCUGACGAACGCCACGAAGCUGGGCUGCCCGAGUGUCCAGGAGUGGUGCCGCUACACGCCCCGCAUGACCAUCCUGCAGUUCGUGAUCGGUUACGGGUUCACGGCGAUCGGCUACCCGAUCGGCGUCUCCCUCGUCCAGUCCAUCUUCACCAAAGUCCUGGGCACGCGGCCCCAGGGCGUCUGGCAGGGCCUCUUAACCGGUGGAGGGUGUGCCUCCCGGGUCCUCGGCCCCGUCUUCGUCGGCCUCAUCUACACGCGCUACGGCAUCUACCACACCUUCGGCGUGACUGGGCUCACCCUCGUCGUCUCCAUGGUCUGGCUGUCGUUGGUCUACGACCGCCUCGUGUCGCCGGACAAGAGGCCCGAGGAAUCGCCCAAGAAACAGCCCGAGGAGGUGCCGCUCGAGCAGCUCGAGUGACGUCGGAGGAGAGCAGCGACGCGGCCAAGAGGAUGCUGCUCGAUGGUAGCGCCUGAGCACUAGGCACUUGCGCACCGGUGCUCGCACGUCGGGUUGCCUCUCUCGAUUUUUCUCUCCCCGUUCGGUGUGCGUGUCUUUACAUGAUCGAUCGGCCACCUUUGGGCUUCGAGGGGACGUUUUUUUUUUUUUUUUUUUUUUACGAGUGCCACGGUGGACGUUAAAAGCGGGGUUUACCUGACAGCCGAUAGGGAUCCGGUGAAGGAGCUGGUUUUAAUGAGCUUUUGUUUUGGCUCCGAUAACCGGUGGCUGAGGAAACAAAGGGCGCCCCAGUCAAAUGUCGACGGGGGGCGAAGAAUCAGUUAUCGUGGUCGGAAUAUCUACCCGUGGCUGCCUUUUUUUUUUUUUGGGUGUAAUCCCUUGCGUUGAGUUUUCUCGUGCUUUUCUUGUUUUUACGAGGGGCAGAGUCGAUAAUUUUUACCUCCGCGGUGGGAUGCGCUUGCGGACGUGGGAAAAUUACGAAAUCGGGGCCCGUGCCUCGAGUGGCGUCGUGGUAUUAUUACUUUUUGCUCUUGACUCUGCCCUCGACUUUUGGGGGGGGGGGGGGAUUUUUUUUUUUUUUUUUUCACAAACUCCGUCUAGUACGUUCGGGAAGAGAAGAAAAGAAGAGGCGAGUUCGAUAAGCUCGAUAAGUUUAUCAAAAGUGGCAGUUGGAUGAAGUUGGGAAAAAUCUUUCCCGUCGAUGGAUUUUAAUUUUGGUUCUUCCCAAUACCGUCUAGUGUGUUCUUAUACCCGCGAGACUGUAGUUAAGGAUUUGUGACUCAGGGUGUAGGGUUAGUGUUACAUAGAUAAAAAAUACCACUAUUUUUUACAAAGAUUUUAAAGACAGAUUGCAGUUUUUACACUUUUUGUAUACAAAACGCACGUUUAUUCGUGAGACUUACAUAUAUAUUUUUAUACAUGCUUAUAUUAGUAAGGUAUCAUCGUAGCUAUAUUGUUAAAUGUAAUACUCUUUUUAAUUUUUAUUGCAUCCGAAUGAGGCGUCAUUAAAGAUUUUUACCCUUGCCAAGUGUAAAUAUACAAGUCUCUUGUGAUCAUAAUAUAAAUCGUUAAGAUUAUGCAAUAUGAUUAUUUUUACGUAUACACUUACAUGCCGUAUUUUUUGACAACGUAUAUAAUAUGUGUGUACUUAAUGCCGACAACUGUGAAUAUAUGCACAAAGAACAAUAUAUUUUUUUAUACGCAAUAUACACAAUAUUUCACUCAAGUGUGCAAUAAAGUGGUUAUACUCGUUGAUGUUGACGCACAUGAAAAGAAAAUUCUUUUUUUUUGUACCAUCAAUAGCAGAUCCAAGAAAAACUGUUGCAUAAUAUAUGAUAUACAUUUUAUGAUGUACAUGUUGUAAAGCUGUAGAAUGAUGUUGUAGACUAAAUUACGUCAUCGCGAAUGAAAAAAAAAAAAUUGCUACUACGUAAGUGAAAUAAAAAAAUAAAGCUACGGCAAAAGUA